AUGGUUUCCUCGGUGCUGCGAAGCCUUCGGGGGCUUAGACCCCCCAACUCUCCAGCCUCCUACCAGAAAUUCGCCUCCAGAUCGCCAAUUCGGAGAGCAUGGCAAUGUCGACCGAUCUAUACAGCGACUGAGUCACAACCCUCCGCGGACACUGAGAAGCCAUAUUAUAUUACAACUCCAAUUUUCUAUGUCAAUGCUGCACCCCACAUUGGCCAUCUCUACACCAUGGUCCUAUGCGAUGUCCUCAAACGUUAUCAGCAACUCCAGGGCAAGAGUGCCUUUCUCAGCACCGGCACCGACGAGCACGGAAUGAAAAUACAACAAGCAGCCGCAAAGGAAGCAGUGACACCGAAGGAGCUUGUCGACAACAACUCGCAAAAAUUCCUCAGGCUGGCCCACGAAGGCGGCAUAUCGCAAGACACCUUUAUACGCACGACCAACCAGCAACACAAGAGGGCAGUCAGCCACUUCUGGACGCAGCUGAAGAAUGGUCUACCGAAGCGAUUGGGUCUUUACAAGAGUACUCACAAGGGUUGGUAUAGCGUCAGUGAUGAGUGUUUCUAUCCCGAGGACUUGAUCGAGGCCUCACUCGAGCCCCAGACGGGAAAGAAAAUCAUGGUGAGCUCUGAGACUGGGAGUAUGGUGGAGUGGGUCGAGGAGGAGACAUGGUUCUUCCCUCUCACCAAGUACAAAGAGCAAUUGUUAAAGCUCUAUGACGAAAAUCCAGGCUGGAUCCAGCCGGAGAGCAAGAUGAGGGAGGUUAGGAACUGGGUCGAGAACCACCUGGAGGAUCUCUCAGUCACACGACCUGCUGCCAGACUAAGCUGGGGAAUCAGCGACCCUGAAGAUCCAAAGCACACGAUUUAUGUGUGGGUGGAUGCGUUGAUCAAUUACUUGACAGUUGCUGGUUAUGGAGAUAAGUGGCAUCUGAAGGAGGAGAACAUGGGGAUCUGGCCAGCCGAUCUGCAGGUUGUUGGAAAGGACAUCAUCCGCUUCCACGCAAUAUACUGGCCAGCUCUUCUCAUGGCACUCGACCUUCCUUUGCCCAAGAAGAUUCUCUGCCAUAACCACUGGACCAUGUCGAACCGUAAGAUGUCAAAAUCUGUUGGAAACGUGGUGAAUCCAUUCUUUGCCAUCCAGCGCUGGGGUACGGAUCCUCUGCGAUACUUUCUUAUGCGCAAUGGAUCCCUCAGCAAGGACACGAGUUACUCCAACGAUCUCAUUGAGAUGAUUUACCUUAAGGAACUGCAGGCAAAUAUUGGAAAUUUAUACUACAGAAUUUGCCGGCCUAAGAGCUCGUCCAGAUGGUCAACCAGGGACGCUAUCGAAAGCUACUUCGCGGGCGACUUCAAACAGAUCGAGCACAUGGUUGAUCUGUCAGAUCCGCGCUAUAAUUAUUCAUCGCUGGAGCCGCAUAUUGACGGUGUACUCGAUAUUUACAAGAGAGAAAUGGACAAUAACAACCCGGCCGGUGCUAUCAACGAGAUAUUCAGCCUGCUUCGAGAGACCAAUCGCUACGUUUCUGAUAUAGAGCCCUGGAGCAUCGCGAAGAAGACACACAUCCCGGGGUUCCGCUUUGUCCUCAACCGGGUAGUAUUCAAUUCCACCGAGGCGCUUCGCAUAGCGGGGAUCCUCUUACAGCCCAUCAUGCCCACCAAGGCCGGAAGGCUACUGGAUGAGCUCAAUGUCAGACCUGAACGACGAACAAUUCAGUGGGCAGUGCGGGGUACGGAUGACAGCUACGGAAUCUCGCCGACAGAUCCCAGGGUCAUGGAGAAGGUCCAGUCGUGGAAUACAAUCUUUCCACCUACGCCGGCGGCCACAUACUCAGAUCCCGAGGUGCUGGAAAUCCUCGGGGGCAUCGUGGAGAAUCCAACGAAGAACAGGUUGAACAAGAUGGGCGAGUGGAUCGCCAUGGAGGCGCGGCUGGGCGAAGCGGGUGUCAGAGAUUUGCUGCUGUCACGAAAGAAAAAGCCGACGAAUAUGCAAGUGCUCCUCGUCCCGUACGAGCCUCAUCAUGUGCUCAAAUACCAUGGAUGGAUGCAAGACCCGGUAACACUCACCAGUCCAGUCCCCUUGCCUUCUAUCUUUUUUGAUCUCCCCCCCCUCCCCCCACGGUUCUGCCGUUGCAUCUACCACCCCGCUUACUCUGUGCGCCCGCCCGCUCCCCCAACUCUCCAGGACAUCCAAGAAGCCACCGCCUCCGAACCCCUCUCGCUGGAGGAGGAGUACUCCAAUCAGAUCUCGUGGCGCGCCGCGAGCGACAAGCUGACCUUCAUCGUCUGCCUGCCGCUGGCCACCGACGCCGCCGCCCUGCCCACCCUCAUCCGCGGCGACACCCUCUACGACUCGGCCGACCACAUCGUCGGCGACGUCAACUUCUUCCUGCACGACUACGACCCGGACGAGUACGACUACGACGACGACGACGCCCAGGAUGACGACGACGGGUACGACAGCAGCGACGAGGAGCGCGACGGCUGGCUCGUCGGCGAGGUCGACAUCAUGAUCGCCGAGCGCGCCAGCCGAGGGCGCGGCAUGGGCAAGGCCGCCGUCUGCGCCCUCCUCGUCUACAUCCACCGCCACGUGCGAGGCCUCCUCGCCGAGGGGGACGCCCGCCUCCCCCCCUCCCUCCGCCGCGGCAGCACCGCCAGCCGCACCAGCAGCAUCAGCUCCGCCAACGCCGCCGCAACCACCGACGCCGACUGGCUGGACGUGAACCUGGCCGGCAGGGCCCAGAGGAGCCUCAGGGGCCUCAUCGUGCGCAUCAAGGAGGGCAACGACGACAGCCGCGCCCUGUUCCAGAAGCUCGGGUUCCGGCAGCAGGGCGAGGUCAACUACUUUGGCGAGAUCAAGAUGGCCCUCGACCUCGACGCCCUCCAGGAGCAGGAGUGGUGGGCUUCGGCCCUGGAGGAGUACCACGAGGUGCGGUACGAGCCCCCGUCGGUCGGGGAGACUGGGGCGAUAUCCCCUUAA
This is a messenger RNA of Clonostachys byssicola, 2976 nucleotides long. The record is from the annotation of a GenBank genome assembly. NCBI's taxonomy places the organism in Eukaryota, Fungi, Ascomycota, Sordariomycetes, Hypocreales, Bionectriaceae.